This is a messenger RNA of Lasiosphaeria miniovina, 915 nucleotides long. RefSeq lists its product as uncharacterized. Lineage: Eukaryota; Fungi; Ascomycota; Sordariomycetes; Sordariales; Lasiosphaeriaceae. The coding region runs from base 355 to 873 and encodes 172 amino acids. The record is from RefSeq and is a predicted model, not a curated record. The transcript has a single exon.
CCGAAUUCCGAUGAAUGCAGGGUCCCGUCGACGAUCGGGAGCCUAACACACGUGUGCGUGUCAAUUGACGGCGACGCACCCCACGGAUUCCGAGGCGCUGGGUCCUGGGACUUCUGGCCCAAGUUGUCAGGCAGCAACUCUCGCGAUGUUCGACUGCCGUUAAUUAUGGCUAACGUAGAGUGUGCGACCGGAUUUGAGUCUGAGAUAUUUUGAUCCGGUCUACGACAACUUGCAUGUGGGUACAAGAUUUCUUCAGUCAACUGCCCCCGAUUACCGUUCAACCAUUCCUUGUGUUGCGCUUGUUCGGGAGGCAAUCCUUUAUUGCGGUGAAGCAAAGUUCCCAAGAUAGAAGGCAUGCCUGCCCAUGAUAGCAUUGGCACUUUCCUCCACAAAUCUCCGGACGCCCUUGCCAAAUGGAGUUGCCGUGCAAAGGCAGUUGCGACUGAGCAAAGGUUGAACUUUCAACCUCCAUUUUGCCCAACAAAAGAUUCCCACUCAACUACUCAAGACAAAUUGGAAUCCCUCACUCCCUUCGUCAGCCGCUGGACUCAAGACGGACGCCGUUGUCGCUAUCACCUUGAAGUCGAGAAUCUUGGUGGUGUUCAAAUUCUCCCAUUUCUGAUCGAGUCAUCUCCGACCGUCGGAUUUCAAAUUGAGGCGAGGACGGCGAUCGAGGACGGCGAUCGCUCGGACCGUCAAGCGACGGCAAAAGAUACCGAGAAGACCGCUCAGUGUGCCAGUUGGUUACCCGAACUAACAGGUGGAACCACGCAAACAAGAAUGGUCCGGGAAAAGAAGACAGUUGAUCGGGCAAACCGAGGGGAAGCUGGACGUGUUCGUGGAACGUGGCUUCUGGGCUCGUCGGCUAGGUAAUAGCGCUGUUUUGUUCGCCGCUCUACCCCAAAAUGAUGCUUG